Messenger RNA from Daphnia pulicaria, 3842 nucleotides. Its product is annotated as tRNA modification GTPase GTPBP3, mitochondrial-like. Bases 185 to 1675 code for a protein of 496 amino acids. The transcript has 12 exons. The record is from RefSeq and is a predicted model, not a curated record. Gene Ontology annotation, molecular function: GTP binding; protein binding; GTPase activity. Gene Ontology annotation, cellular component: mitochondrion; cytoplasm. NCBI's taxonomy places the organism in Eukaryota, Metazoa, Arthropoda, Branchiopoda, Diplostraca, Daphniidae. Gene Ontology annotation, biological process: tRNA methylation; tRNA wobble uridine modification.
AAGUUUUUUUAAUUCAGCGGGCUUCAAAAAAUCAAUAAACUUAAAAAAUCAGCGGGAAAUAUGCUAAUCGGGAAACGUUUGUCGUCUGCUGCUUUGUUCGAUUUUGCAUUUCUCGGUGCCGGUGCCCCUGUUUAGUGGAGCAUGUUUUUAAAAACAGAAACUAGUUAAAGUAAAGGUAAUAUAAAUGUUGGCAGUCUUGAAAUCAACGAGAUGCCUCUACCAACCGUCUUUCAUAUCAAAUUUUAAAUACCCGAGAAGAUGCUCAACAACAACACACCGAUCAACCAUUUUUGCGUUAUCGUCAGGUUUAAGUAAAAGUGCAAUUGCUGUGAUUCGAGUAUCUGGGCCCAAAAGUCUGGAUGUUAUCCACAGAAUGACGAGGAGAAAAAAGGAUAGUGUUAUUCCACGAAAAGCAUUACUCUGCAGAAUAGUGGAUCCCAAAAAUGAGGAGAUGUUGGACAAUGGACUUGUUCUAUGGUUUCCCCAGCCACACAGUUUUACAGGUGAAGAUUCUGUAGAGCUCCACGUGCACGGUGGUGUUGCUGUGGUUUCAUCUGUAAUUAAUGCUCUCCAUAAACUCCCUGGGUUUCGAUUAGCUGAGGCAGGAGAGUUCACGAAGAGAGCAUACCUAGCAGGAAAACUUGACGCAACAGAAGUGGAAGGGUUGGCAGAUUUGCUACGAGCUGAAACUGAAACUCAGAGGCGUCAAGCCAUCAGGCAGGCCACAGGAGAGCUGGCAGGAUUGUACAAUUUGUGGAGGACUCGAGUCCUCACUUGCAUGGCUCACUUGGAAGCUUUUAUUGACUUUGGAGAAGAUCAAGAUAUAGGAGAGGAAGUACUAGGUGAAUUGAGAAAUUCAGUCCAGUCUUUAAAGGUCGAGGUCGACAGCCAUUUAAACGACAACAGAAGAGGAGAGAGACUACGCAGUGGCGUAAAAGUGGCAAUCAUCGGCGAACCCAAUGCUGGAAAGUCAUCAUUAAUCAACAUACUCGGUCGUAGGAACGUUGCCAUAGUCUCUCCUUACGCCGGGACAACACGGGACGUUUUGGAAAUUUCGCUAGACAUCGGGGGAUUCCCCGUUGUCAUAUGCGACACGGCCGGUUUGAGACAUUCCGUUGAUCCGGUUGAAAACGAGGGACUCAGACGAGCCAGAGAAGCAGCUGCCACUGCCGAUUUGGUGAUUAUUGUCAUGGAUGCUUCCAGAGGACCCGAAAGUUUGUGGCAACAGCCCGUAAAAGACUUGAUCCGCCACGAGUGCGAACGUCUCAACUUAUCAUUCAAUGCUGAAAACAACUACCUCGUGUUAUUAAAUAAACUCGAUCUCGUCUCACCUAACGUAAACCGUCCGCCGGAAUUGUCAGCCAUUUCGUGCAAAACCGAAAGAGGUUUGGGAGAAUUUCUGGUCCACCUGGAGGGCAAACUAGCGGAAUUGUGCGCCAAUCCGUUGCAGGAAUCCCCGCUGAUCACCAGUUCCAGGCAACGCCAUCACGUCCAGUUGGCCUCGGAAUAUUUGAACAAGUUUCUCGAUAUCGUGGAACAUCAAGGCGACCUGGCCCUGGCCGGCGAGUACCUUCGCCGAUCAGCCAAUCAACUGGGCUCCAUCACGGCCCGUGGCAAAAUCGAAACGGAAGAAAUGCUCGACGUACUCUUCCGAUCCUUUUGUAUAGGAAAGUAGCUGCUCUGGCAAAUAAAAUAGAAAUUCGACUCUGGUUGUGACUGCCAUCCGGGCACUAGAUGGCCUUCGUAUCGACUCAAAUUACCACCAGAAUUAUUCCAUUCCAACAUAUCUCCAUGGCUCUUUUCUGGUUGAUGACAUAAAAGUUGACGUUAACCAAAUUUUAAAAAAAAAGAAAGUCAAAUUGAACACGAUCGUGAUUUUACUCAAUUUUCUUUUUCUUUUUUAUUCCCGGUCCCACAGAACAAAGUUGACUGACCCGACAUGUACACUUAUCGAUUUCCCCCCCUGUGUUCAUGGUAUAUACGCUUAUUAAGCUAGCUGCGAUACUCUCUGUGUGUGGCUCACUAUCCGUCAUCCCCCUUUUUAUGGCCACGACCGUCUGUUAUAAUGCAGUCGUCAUCGGGAAAAAGCAGCUCUCGCAAUCUCGUCUUACAACUCACGACGACACACACACAAUAGCGCCGUGAUUGCACUUUGCGAGAUGGAUCGCCAUCAAUGGAUCUGGCCCGUUUUUUCCCAAUCGUGUAACGAUAGCGCUCCGCCAACUCUCAAAAGCUUCGGCGAAAAUUAUACAAUUCCAUCAUUCUGAAAAGGUUUGCGCAUUUCGUCGCAGAUUAUGCGACGAUCCCCCCGUCAGAGCUCGACCAAUGAGGUGCUGCUCUUGAUGUCAAAGAAGUUGAAUGGUGUUCAGCUUUCAGUCGUUAAUGCCAUUUCCAGACGCUCUAUAUAGAUGGCACACUCAGAAGAAGAAGAAGAAGCCCUUUUGGUCUCACGAAAGUUCUGGGUCCCGAUAAAUCGAUAGACCAAAGUCAACUCGUCAAUAAUUACACGAGCUCGACUUACAUAACAUUUUUUUUUUGUGUUUUGGUUUUCCUUUUAUUCUCUCUCCUUCUGAUUUUCCCUUUUUUUUAUUCUGCCAAUCGCUUCAGAUUUGCCCCGGGAGAAAACAAAGCUUUAUCACGCGGGAGUGGUGUAGUAGUACCGAAGCCUGCGUGUGUUUUCCGUCGCUAUACAACGACGCCCACCCUAAAAUCGUCUGUAUUGAGAGCGGCAGACAUCUUUAGCUGCUGCUAGCUGUAUCGAAUCGGCUCCUGCGGUUCGAGUGUAGACAAGGACGAUGACGUCACAGCGCAGGCGCGUGAAUCAUCGAUAUCCACCCGACGUGAUUUUUCUCUUUUUCCAUCUUACGCAGUCAAAAGAGGAUCGCGCAGGAAAUUGCUUUCUAUCCCGUGAUCAGUAUCACAUCAUUUCACCGCUCCGUCGGCCGACCGUCACACGGAAGAGAGACCGAAAAAUGGAAGAUGACGCCAAUGCCGGAGAUGCGUGGGUCUGCCCUAACGACCGCCAAUUAGCCCUGAGAGCCAAAUUACAUUUUGGGUGGUCGUCGGCUAAAUCGAAACGGAUCGAUAGCAACCCAACGACGGCGACCAAUUGCUGGCCGACCCAGCAGCAGCAGUCGACUGGGCGCCCGGCUGGAAGCACUUCAACCAUCGAACCGCUAACUCAAGAGGAACAGCAAAGGGUUUUUCAAGUCAUCCAAAGGGCCGAAGAGGUUAGCGAGAACGAGCAGCUUAGAGUCGGCAAACUUGUUGAUAGGGUACGCAACAUCCAGAAGAACGCGGUCGGCGGAGACGGGGCCAACCAGUGCGUUCUCUGCGGUGAUUACGCCAGCGUGUUCCUCUCCUGGUCUCUGACGUCAGCCCGCCAUGUCACUUGCAAAGAUUGUCUAAAGGCGGUGUGCCAGAAAUGUUCGGUGGACACCUCGGUCAAUCCUCGGGAACCCACUUACCUCUGCAAGUUGUGCUCGGAGCGCCGUGAAACGUGGAAGAAAUCCGGCGCCUGGUUCUACAAAAUCACAUGAGAAGUUCAUGACAGUCUCUCUCUCUCUCUCACACAUAACAACUUUCAAAAUUACAAUAUUCAUAUCAAAAUCACUUGUUGUAACCAUUCCAUACGAUUUGCCUGAAUAUCGCAAUGUCAUUCUAUUCCAUCAAGAAAUUCAUGCAAAACAUUUUUUCCAUUUUUUAAAGAAUAAGAAAAAUAACAUCAAUGUUAGUCUAGUAUUUACAUCCGGGACCCUGGACAAGCGCAUGUGAAAAAUGUAAUGGAUGAUGUGUAUAAUCGUACAAUUAUGCAAGCAAAAUAGAAGAUAUUAUACACGUUU